Messenger RNA from Penicillium lagena, 456 nucleotides. Its product is annotated as actin-binding ADF family protein. Bases 1 to 456 code for a protein of 151 amino acids. Gene Ontology annotation, cellular component: actin cortical patch; cytoplasm; actin cytoskeleton. Gene Ontology annotation, biological process: actin filament depolymerization; cell motility; actin filament severing. The record is from RefSeq and is a predicted model, not a curated record. The transcript is spliced from 5 exons. Gene Ontology annotation, molecular function: actin filament binding. NCBI's taxonomy places the organism in Eukaryota, Fungi, Ascomycota, Eurotiomycetes, Eurotiales, Aspergillaceae.
AUGUCGCUCGCAUCCGGUGUUUCUAUCCAAGAUGAAUGCAUCACGGCAUUCAAUGACUUCCGCAUGAGCCACGGCAAGACCAAGUUCAUCAUCUUCAAGAUCGCCGACAACAAGAAGGAGGUCGUCCUCGACGAGGUCUCCAACGAGCAGGAUUAUGAGGUCUUCCGCAGCAAGCUCGAGUCUGCCCGUGACAGCAAGGGCAGCCCCGCCCCCCGCUACGCAGUCUACGAUGUCGAGUAUGAGCUCGGUGGCAGCGAGGGCAAGCGAAGCAAGAUCAUCUUCAUCUCUUGGGUCCCCAACGACACCCCUACUCUGUGGUCCAUGAUCUACGCUAGUACCCGUGAGAACCUGAAGAACGCUCUCAACAUCCACACCUCCAUCCACGCUGAUGACAAGUCCGAUAUCGAGUGGAAGACCGUCCUGGCCGAGGCCAGCGGUGGCAAGGCGGGUAAAUAG